Anopheles stephensi (Asian malaria mosquito) is the source of this 1997-nucleotide messenger RNA. RefSeq names its product putative fatty acyl-CoA reductase CG5065. The record is from RefSeq and is a predicted model, not a curated record. Gene Ontology annotation, molecular function: alcohol-forming very long-chain fatty acyl-CoA reductase (NADP+) activity. NCBI's taxonomy places the organism in Eukaryota, Metazoa, Arthropoda, Insecta, Diptera, Culicidae. The transcript has 8 exons. Bases 236 to 1759 code for a protein of 507 amino acids. Gene Ontology annotation, cellular component: peroxisome. Gene Ontology annotation, biological process: long-chain fatty-acyl-CoA metabolic process.
UGUAGUGUGUUUUUCGGUGGUAAAGCGUCAUAGUCAUAGACUUAGCGAUCGUGUUGAACGGUGCCAACAGUCUGCGCUUGGAGCUCGGAACGCUUGGAGCAUCGUGUUGCCGUUCGCGUGUGCCCGUACCGCGUGUGCCGUACCGAUCAUUCUCGGUCGUCGUUUUAAAUUACCUACCGAGUGUCCAGCGAGUGUACAGAGCUGAAGAAGUGGAACAGUUUACACAUCCAAAAAAAUGAAAGAUCUAGUGAAGAAAACGCCUGUGCAGACAUGGUACACAGGCAAAACGAUCUUUGUCACCGGCGGUUCCGGUUUCAUGGGCAAGGUGCUGCUGGAAAAGUUGCUCUACUCCUGCUCGGACCUCGAGCGCAUCUACGUCCUGAUGCGACCGAAGCGCGGCAAAUCACCACAAACGCGCAUUGACGAUUGGUUGAAAUUACCGGUUUUCAAGCGUAUCCGCGAGGAAAAGCCGGAAGUGUACAAAAAGCUCGUCCCGAUUCCGGGCGAUGUGACGAGCGAUAAGCUGGGCAUUAGCGCGGAGCACGAGCAGCUGCUGAUCGACACGGCCGAGGUUGUGUUUCACUGUGCCGCUACGCUGAAGCUGGAAGCGAGACUGAAGGAUGCGAUCGAGAUGAACACGAUCGGGACGAAGCGCAUCCUCGAUCUUUGUCUGCAGAUGAAGCGUCUGAAGGCGUUGCUGCACUUGUCCACCGCGUUCUGUUACUGCGAUAAGGAAGUACUCACCGAGAAGGUGCACGACUUCCAUCACAAUCCGUACGAUCUGAUGCGUACCGUGGAGUGGAUGGAUGAGAAGGCGAUCGACAUGAUCACACCGACCCUGCUGACGCCUCAUCCGAACACCUACACCUACUCGAAGCGGUUGGCCGAAAUGUUGGUGCGCGAUACCUACUCCAAGCUGCGCGUAUGCAUCGUCCGGCCCAGUAUUGUGUGUCCUGCCAAUGCGGAACCGGUCGAAGGAUGGGUGGACAGCUUGAACGGUCCCGUCGGUAUCAUGGUGGCCGGCGGCAAGGGCAUUAUCCGAUCGAUGCUGUGCAAUGGAGAGUACAACGCGGAAGUCAUCCCCGUUGACAUUGCGAUCAAUGGGCUUAUCACGAUCGCGUACACCCUAGGUCAGAUGGAGGAGAUGCCGAAGGAAAUCCCGGUGUACAAUAUUACGUGCCGGGAGACGAAGCGAACCACCUGGAAGGAGGUGUUGGAUCUGGGCAAGGCGACCGCCUACGAGUACCCGUUCGAGGCCGGCGUUUGGUACCCCGAUGGUGACAUUACGAUGAACAAAACGUACCACACGAUCUGCGUCAUGCUGUUCCACUGGCUGCCCGCCUACUUUAUCGACUUUCUAAUGUUUUGCUUUGGCCAGAAGCGAUUCAUGAUCCGCAUACAGAACAUGGUGUCGGAGGGUCUGAGUCUACUGCAGUUCUUCACCACCCGACAGUGGGACUUUAAAUCGCACCAGUACCAAGCGAUCGCGAAGCAUCUCACCCCGGAGGAUAACGUGAUCUUCACGAUGGAUGUGGACGCGAUCGAUACGAAGGACUAUCUGCGGCGGAUCAUACUCGGCGGUCGUCAGUUCUGCAUGCGAGAACCACUGUCCACGCUGCCGAAGGCACGCAUCCAGCUCAAGUGUCUGUACGUGCUGGACAAGGUGGCGAAAGCGUUCAUGCUCUAUCUGAUGGCCUGGCUUUUCCUUACGCUGACUGGGCUGAAGGCGCCCGUUUACGAAAUGCUCGGCUGGGCGUGAUCCGGUUUUGCCAUCGAACGGUUUUUACCGUGCAGUGCACAUUCCUCCCUUUUUUUGCGGGACGCGAAAUACUCAGCUGGGAAAUGGUUAUAAUUUUGUUUCUGGAACAACGUGGCCAACACCGAUGGUAGUGUGCUCCGUUUGAGUGUGUUUUGUUUGUUUUGUGUUUCAUUUGUGUCAAAGCAAUCACGUAAUAAAGUAAGGAACCAAUACGUAAAAUACAGUGAAUGAUUCUAGA